AUGGAAAUCAAAGAAGACAUUGGUGAUCAAAGCAGUGAAGGUGGAAGUGGAGUCAACUUUCGCAAGCCCAUGUUGCGCCCCUCAUCACUUGGAAGUGGAGUUGAAGGUGACCACCUGCCCCUGAUCACAUACAAACUGCACUUGGGCCUUUACAACCUGCACUUAAGCACAUACAAGUUGCACAUGAGCACAUACAAGAUGCAGCUAUUCUUCAACAAGAUGCAACUCUUCUUCCACAAGAUAUUCCAGGGCCUGCACCUCCAACUCGUCUUCAAGUGGUCAUUAAGAUCGGCAUGUGGCCAUUGA
This is a messenger RNA of Prunus armeniaca (apricot), 306 nucleotides long. NCBI's taxonomy places the organism in Eukaryota, Viridiplantae, Streptophyta, Magnoliopsida, Rosales, Rosaceae. The record is from the annotation of a GenBank genome assembly.